AUGGCCUGGACCCCACUCCUCCUGGGCCUCCUGGCUCACUGUACAGGUUCUGUAUCCUCCUAUGAGGUGAAUCAGCCGUCCUCAUUAUCUGUGAACCCAGGAGGGGAGGCCAAGAUGACCUGUGCGGGAGACAACAUUGGAGGCAAAAGUGUUUCCUGGUACCAGCAGAAGCCAGGCAAGGCCCCAGUGCUGGUCAUCUACAGGGAUAACAAGCGGCCCUCAGGGAUCCCUGAGCGCUUCUCUGGCUCCAACUCUGGCAGCCUGGCCACCCUGACCAUCACAGGAGUCCAGGCUGAGGAUGAGGCCAACUAUUACUGUGCAGCAGCUGGUAGCAUUGAGGGCAGCUGGCAUGGGACUUUGUCACUGUGUUGGGUGUUCGGCGGAGGAACCAAGCUGACUGUCCUUGGUCAGCCCAAGUCUGGACCCUCAGUCACUCUCUUCCCACCCUCCUCGGAGGAGCUCACUGAAGCCAAAAAGGCCACACUGGUGUGUCUGAUGAAUGACUUCUACCCCGGUCAUGUGACGGUGACUUGGAAGGGAGAUGGCACCACCAUCGACCAGGGCGUGGAGACCACCAAGCCUUCCAAACAGAGCAACAACAAGUAUGCGGCCAGCAGCUACCUGAGCUUGACGCCCGACAAGUGGCAAUCUUACCGUGCGAUCAGCUGCCUGGUCACUCACGAAGUCAGCACCGUGGAGAAGACAGUGGCCCCUUCAGAGUGUUCUUAGGGCCCUUAGAUGCCACCAAAGUCACCUUCCUCACCCAGAUACCCUUUCACAGAUCUCACCUGGAUCCCUGAAUCCCCUACCCAUAUACCCUUCUAUGUAAUUACUGCUCCCAAAUAAAAGACUUAAUCAUUUAUCAUCA
Messenger RNA from Sorex fumeus (smoky shrew), 868 nucleotides. Its product is annotated as immunoglobulin lambda-1 light chain-like. Gene Ontology annotation, molecular function: MHC class II protein complex binding. Gene Ontology annotation, biological process: antigen processing and presentation of exogenous peptide antigen via MHC class II; immunoglobulin production involved in immunoglobulin-mediated immune response; positive regulation of T cell activation. Gene Ontology annotation, cellular component: MHC class II protein complex. NCBI's taxonomy places the organism in Eukaryota, Metazoa, Chordata, Mammalia, Eulipotyphla, Soricidae. The coding region runs from base 1 to 729 and encodes 242 amino acids. The transcript is spliced from 5 exons. The record is from RefSeq and is a predicted model, not a curated record.